AUGUCGUCGACCUCCGGCGCUCUGCCGCAGCCUCGCCGCGGGCGUCCCGGGCCCUGGCCCCCGGCGCCGCCCCCGCAGCCACAGGCGCAGCCCCUCUCCUGGGCUAAGCGCACGGGCUUCCAGUCCCGCGUCUCCGGCGAGUCACUGCCUUCGGCUUCCGCCCCCAACUCCGGUCAGGUCCCCCUCCCUCGACCCGCUGAGCGCCCUUCCGAUCUAGAGUCGGGCCCGCCGGCCCGGCCCAGCUCCACCCUCCCUGCCCCUCCUGCCGCCGCGGGAAAUGGCGAGCGGCAGCAUCCCCCGGCGCCGCCUCCUCAGGCGAGGACGAGGAGGAGGGACUCCGAAGGCGGAAGGCCGAACGGGCAGGCGGCCGCGCCUCCGCUUCCGCGGCUACAGGAGGAGGAGGAGGAGGAGGCGCCAGAGCGGCCGGCUCAUGUGAAGUACGAGCUCCGUGACACUCCUGGAAUGCUUCCUCUGGUGGUAUACGGAUUCCAGCAUUACAUUUCCAUGGUUGGUUCAAUCAUCCUGAUCCCUCUCGUGAUGGUUCCUGCUAUGGGCGGCUCGGCUGAUGACAUGGCGGCAGUGGUGUCCACAGUGUUGCUCGUCACCGGGAUGACUACAUUGCUGCACAUGUUUGUUGGAACGAGACUGCCACUUGUGCAGGGUCCAUCCUUUGUAUACCUGGCUCCUGCGCUCGCGAUCAUCAACUCCCCAGAAUUCUUUGGGCUCAAUGAUAAUAAUUUUAAACACAUAAUGAAGCACCUGCAGGGAGCUAUAAUAAUUGGAGGUGCAUUCCAAGUGGGCUUGGGAUAUACAGGCCUCAUGUCACUAUUUCUUAGGUUGAUAAAUCCAGUUGUUGUCUCACCAACAAUUGCAGCUGUUGGGCUUUCAUUUUUCAGUUAUGGUUUCACAAAAAUAGGGACAUGUAUAGAGAUGGGAAUUUUGCAGUUGUUGAUGGUGGUUAUUUUUGCACUUUACCUCCGGAAAAUAAAGUUAUUUGGGUACAGAGUGUUUCUUAUUUAUGCGGUUCCUCUUGGAAUAGGAAUCACAUGGGCUGUUGCUUUUGUUCUCACAGCAACUGGAGUUUAUAGCUACAAAGGUUGUGAUGCAAAUAUUCCUGCCUCAAACAAUAUAUCAGCCUUUUGUCGGAAGCAUGUAUUGAGGAUGAAAUCUUGCCGUGUAGACACUUCGCAUGCCUUAAGAUCUUCACCCUGGUUCAGAUUUCCCUAUCCAUUGCAAUGGGGAACUCCAGUUUUUAGCUGGAAAAUGGGCCUUGUGAUGUGUGUUGUAUCAGUUAUUGCUUCUGUUGAUUCAGUCGGUUCCUACCAUGCAUCAUCUUUGUUUGUGGCUACCCGGCCACCAACGUCUGGAGUUGUUAGCAGAGGUAUUGGUGUUGAGGGUGUAUCUACAGUCUUGGCUGGUCUUUGGGGUACAGGAGUUGGUUCUGCAACAAUAACAGAGAAUGUACACACAAUUGCUGUGACUAAAAUGGGUAGCCGAAGAGCAGUUGGAUUUGGUGCUAUUUUACUUGUACUGCUUUCUAUUAUUGGAAAAGUCGGUGCCUUCAUUGCUUCUAUUCCUGAUGUUAUGGUUGCUGCUCUCCUUUGCUUCAUGUGGGCUAUGCUCUGUGCUCUUGGCUUGUCCAAUCUUCGUUACAGUGCUACUGGAAGCUCCAGGAACAGUAUUAUAGUUGGGCUGGCUUUAUUCUUGUCCCUAUCAGUUCCUUCAUACUUCCAGCAGUACGGUGUACAUCCUAGCGUAAACUCAUCAGUGCCAACUUACUUUCAAGCAUACAUUGUUGCAUCUCAUGGACCUGUUCACACUGGAUCUGGCGGGGUGAACUAUGUCCUCAACACGAUACUUUCACUCAACAUGGUCAUUGCAUUUCUGGUUGCUCUGAUACUUGACAACACAGUCCCUGGUGGUCGUCAAGAGCGGGGGUUGUAUGUAUGGUCAGAAGCAGAGGCGGCGAAGAGAGAAUCGGCUUUCAUCAAAGACUAUGAACUUCCUUUCAAGAUUGGACGCCCGUUCAGAUACUUUGAGACUGCUGUAUAUCAUCGCUGA
Miscanthus lutarioriparius is the source of this 2061-nucleotide messenger RNA. NCBI's taxonomy places the organism in Eukaryota, Viridiplantae, Streptophyta, Magnoliopsida, Poales, Poaceae. The record is from the annotation of a GenBank genome assembly.